Messenger RNA from Diversispora eburnea, 282 nucleotides. NCBI's taxonomy places the organism in Eukaryota, Fungi, Glomeromycota, Glomeromycetes, Diversisporales, Diversisporaceae. The record is from the annotation of a GenBank genome assembly.
AUGCGCAAUCCACAGAGAAGGUUAAGAAUUUCAAAUCCUGCUAGUGUCCUCAUCGUUGGCACCCUUUACUGUCUUUCGGUUCUUGCUUUAAUAGUAACGAUGCCUAAGAAUGACUCAUUUACUCCUAUAAUGAUGAGUGCAAAAUUAGGAAGAGAAAUUGGCUCAGAAGUUGCAAUAUCAAUUUUAAUUACAAUUUCUUGUUUCGGUGCAGUAGACUCAUCUUCUGUAGCUAAAGCUGGAUUUAUCUCAGUAUUCAAUCCAGUUUUAGAAAAAUUUAAUUAA